Molecule: messenger RNA, 1471 nt
Organism: Amphibalanus amphitrite
Lineage: Eukaryota; Metazoa; Arthropoda; Thecostraca; Balanomorpha; Balanidae
Product: carbonic anhydrase 2-like
Exons: 1
Coding region: 123-992 (289 amino acids)
Cellular component (GO): cytoplasm
Molecular function (GO): carbonate dehydratase activity; zinc ion binding
Source: RefSeq, a predicted model, not a curated record
GUGCCUUGACGCGCAGGUCGCCGGGUGGCCGCAGCUGGGGUGUGCGUGGAGCGCGAGGGACGUCUGCAGGUGUCAGCCGACUCCGUUACCUAUCGAACAGGUCACGCACCCCAGCCGCCGACAUGGUGCUUCCGUGGUGGACUCUGCUGUUGUACCUGCGCAACGCCAGGAGCGUUCCGCCAACAGCCUACAACUACACUGCUCCGGAGACCUGGCAGGAGACGUUCCCAAUGUGCGGCGGGCCCAUGCAGUCGCCGAUCGCGCUGACCCCCAACCGACUCAAGAUCAUCAAGGCGCCGGCGCUGCAGUUCGCCGACCACCUGGAGAACGGCAUGAUCGAAGCUGAGAACACCGGCCGCGAAAUCAAGCUGAAGCUGCUGCCUCCCAACCCGGAUGAGUCGCUACUCAACCUCUUCUCCUUCGACGGAGAGACGCUGGGUAUCUACGAGUUCGCACAGAUGCACUUCCACUGGGGCGAUGUGCGUCUCAACCACGGUUCAGAGCACGCCAUCGGGGACAAAUUCACGGACGCCGAGGCUCACUUCGUCUUCUACAACAGCCGCUACGACAGCUUCAAGGAGGCGGCGCGCCGCUUCGACGGCCUUCUGGUCAUCGGCGUGCUCCUCAAGGGUACCGAAGACGAGUCCAAGGGCCUCUUCCCGACUCUGGGCAUCGAGAAGCAGAUGAAGGCCGUCUCCAGUCCCGGCAAGAAGCUGCGUGCGCGCGCUGACCUGCGGCCAUUCCAGGACGUGCUCCGACGUGCCGUGAAGACGUACCUCAGCUACCACGGCAGCCUGACCACGCCGCCCUGCAACCCGGUCGUCACCUGGAUGGUGGCCAGCAAGCCCAUGUUCGUCAGCUACAAGUUUCUGGAGACGUUGACCACAAACGUCUAUGAGGAUGACGACGGCAUGGACUUGUUGGUGAACAACUGCCGUCCGCUGCAGCCCCGGCACAAGCGCGUUGUCACCCAGUUCAUCAGCUUCGAAUAGCUGAUGCUGAUUGCUGCCCGUGAGAGGUGCCAGUGAGAUGAGAGCUUUGGGGCGGUGGUGCAUGUGAGAGCUGGGACAGUGGAGAGCAUGCGUGCGUGACACUGAAUGCGGCGUGAUUUUUGACACAGCUGGCUCUGUCAAAUUGUUUGGGCGUGCUUGUGGGUCCAUGGGCCAUGGCACACCAUAAAGUGCGCGUGCGUGUAUAGUAUGUAUUUAUUUGCGAACUGAGUGUGCAGAGGAGCAGAGUUACCAUAUCAAAACCUCAUCAGUGAAUAUCUGUGCCAUAUGUGUCAUACUGUGUCAGCGUCACAGUCCAAUGUUUGUUCUAAGCUUGUCGCAUAUUCGAUGAGGCUAAUCGAGCAAUAUGUCAAGUGGCCAUGUGCUCUCAUAGUGUUUAUUGUAGUUCUUUUGAAUUGUAUUGUUGCUUAAUAUCAGGUACCAGUGUUUAAACGAUUGUAAAUAAACUGAAACCAAUAUCA